AUGUCAGAUCCCACUCCAGCCCAGGAGACUCCAGCUCGCAAAAAACAACUCACUCCUAUUCAGCGCGCAGAAAUAUGUGUGCUGAAGCGGGUAAAUGGCUGGGGUGCUAAGCGCAUCCAUAAAGCGUUCCCUCAUAUCCCAAAGUCGACAAUUGGCUACACGCUGAAAAUGGAAUCCAAGCGUACUGAUCAUGCUCGUAUCACUGGAUCUGGUGGACAGUUUAAGCUCACCAAAGAAGAGAGACAGAGGCUAUAUGCUGCUAUUGAAGAGAAUCCUUCAAUCACAGUGAAAGACCAACUUUCCUUGAUUGACAAUAAGCUUUCACGCAAUGGUCUUUAUAAAAUGUUGCAAAAUAAGAAGCUAAGCAAGAAGAGGAUGACUCCAAUUUCUACUCCGUCGGCUUCGCCUCCAUGUCCACAACCCUCCAGUAUGACCUGA
Molecule: messenger RNA, 438 nt
Organism: Penicillium taxi
Lineage: Eukaryota; Fungi; Ascomycota; Eurotiomycetes; Eurotiales; Aspergillaceae
Exons: 1
Coding region: 1-438 (145 amino acids)
Source: RefSeq, a predicted model, not a curated record